CACCGGUACACGCCACAUUCUACACCAAAUCAUCAUCACCCUUACUACGCUGGAAGUACCGCGGCAGUAAAUGUUACUGUUGGCAGUGCCAGGACCAUGACGAGUCCACUACCAGUGUGCGUUGGUCAAGAAACGUGGGGCAAUCCACCGCGGCAGCUGCAUCCAUGA
Trypanosoma cruzi is the source of this 168-nucleotide messenger RNA. RefSeq lists its product as uncharacterized. The transcript has a single exon. The annotation marks the transcript as partial. NCBI's taxonomy places the organism in Eukaryota, Euglenozoa, Kinetoplastea, Trypanosomatida, Trypanosomatidae. The record is from RefSeq and is a predicted model, not a curated record.